This is a messenger RNA of Peniophora sp. CBMAI 1063, 243 nucleotides long. Lineage: Eukaryota; Fungi; Basidiomycota; Agaricomycetes; Russulales; Peniophoraceae. The record is from the annotation of a GenBank genome assembly.
AUGGACCACCCGGUCAUCCAGAGUGUCGUUGGUAAAACCGGUCAUACGCCAGCCCAGGUUCUUCUGCGAUGGUCACUGCAGCGAGGGUUCGUGCCACUACCGAAGUCCGCGACGCCUGAGCGUAUCACCGAGAACAUCAAGCUCUACGACUUCGUGUUGGAUGAAGAGGAUAUGGCGAGCCUCGACGCGCUUGAUCAAGGGAAAGAAGGCGCCGUCAGUUGGAAUCCGGUAGACUGGGCGUGA